Molecule: messenger RNA, 3075 nt
Organism: Zootermopsis nevadensis
Lineage: Eukaryota; Metazoa; Arthropoda; Insecta; Blattodea; Termopsidae
Gene: Diap2
Product: Death-associated inhibitor of apoptosis 2
Biological process (GO): regulation of cell cycle; positive regulation of protein ubiquitination; negative regulation of apoptotic process
Cellular component (GO): nucleus; cytoplasm
Molecular function (GO): cysteine-type endopeptidase inhibitor activity involved in apoptotic process; ubiquitin protein ligase activity
Source: RefSeq, a predicted model, not a curated record
UGACUGUCGUAUUACUGGGAUCCCUAGUCAGUGCUGAACAAACCCUACUGUCGAGCAAGCUAGAAGUUGGAUUUCGUCAUUCGAAAGUGGAGAGAAAUACUCCUGCUGACUGUGGCGUUUAUUUAGACUGACUUUAUUCGUUAAGGCAGCUUGGGUACAAAUUGAAUCAAGCCGAAAUUAGUGUGAGGUCGCUGUAAUUCGGUCUGAAAGUUAGGUUAACAAAUCUGGUCGGCAGCCACUUCACGAAACAUGGAGUGAUCAUGAACGUAGAAAAUAACCGACUGCGGACAUUUGAGGGCUGGCCUGCCAAUGCUGAGGUGGAACCCCAGCGCAUUGCGAAGGCAGGCUUCUUCUCUACGGGCCGGGGCCUAGAGGUUCAGUGCUUUUGCUGUGGAGGAAAGAUCUCGGAGUGGAACUAUGGUGACCAGGUGAUGGCCCGGCAUAGAGCCCUGGACCCUCAGUGCCCCUUUGUGAAGAAUCCCAUUCAGUCAGGCAACGUGCCAACGAUCCCAGGUGACUCACCCGCGCCUCCGGGGAGGAGCAGUCAGCCAGAUGGAGCGGGGCCCUCAAGCUCGACUGUGGGGGACACUGGAACGUGGGACCAAGGGACAACGUACCGCAGUGAGGCCGCCCGCUUAGAGUCAUUCCGCUCCUGGCCUAUUCCUUUCAUAGUGGCACCAGAACGACUUGCCAGAGCUGGCUUCUACUACCUCCAGCAGGGGGACAGGGUACAGUGUGCAUUCUGCUCAGGUGUGGUGGGACACUGGGAGGCAGGCGACGAUCCCAGCAAAGAGCAUCGGCGCCACUUCCCCUCAUGUCCUCUGCACUUUAAUGUCCCUGUUGGCAACAUUCCCCUGGGGCAGUCUAAUGAUAGCGUGCAGCAGUAUCAGAAUGCCCGUGACGGCUUUGCUCUCAGAGAAUUUCGGCCCUUCUCGGCUCCAGAGAGGAUUGUCGUGUCGGGGGGUACAGUGAGCAAGCAACAUGACUUCACCGAGCUGGGCAUACAGACACAUCGUGGCCCAAGGCAUCCCAAGUACGCAACAGUAGAGUCUCGGUUACGAACGUUUAUAAACUGGUCGCCCACCGUGCACCAGACGCCUCAACAACUUGCUCAGGCUGGAUUCUACUCUGUUGGUCAGAGUGACCAAGUGCGAUGCUUCCAUUGUGAUGGUGGGCUUCGGCACUGGGACCCCGAGGAUGAUCCCUGGACUGAACAUGCCAGGUGGUUCUCGCAGUGUGGAUUCGUGCUUCUUGUCAAAGGGGAUGAGUUUGUGCAGCAGGCCCUCAUCCAGCACCCACCAGUGCUUCCAGUCUGUGGAGAAGAGAGCCACAAGACACAGGCUGUGGAUGUACGUCACAGGGUGCGCAGUGUCACAGAGGAGGAGCUCCAGGGUCUCAUGAGUAUGGCUCCGGCUCUUGCAGCUCUGCAGGUAGGAUUAGAUGCACCGCGAAUAAAGCUGGCUCUCCGUCAUAAAAUGGAGCAGACGGGCAUGCCGUUCACGACGUCUGACGCACUCAUCGCGGCCGUGUUGGAUAUCCAGAUGAAUGAGGAGACAGUUUCUGCAGCAAGUAGCAACAGUAGUAGUAAUAGUUCAGUUAACAUUGCCAGCAGGGAGAGCGAAGGAGAGGAUGACCAGCAGAGCAGUUCCCCGCUGAAAGUUUCCCGCUCGAUGCCCAUGUUGUCGGACCAGCGAGAGGAGAAACCGGACAGAACGAAGCUGCUCACAGAUCAGUCCAACACCAAGAGCAUGCCACACCUGCUCUCAGCAGGUAAUGACAGCAGCAAAGCCAAAGCAGAUGAUGGUGUGCCACCGUCACUUGAGGAGGAGGUGCGGCGGCUCAAAGAGGCUCGGUUGUGCAAAAUCUGUAUGGAUGAGGAAGUGGGGGUGGUGUUCCUGCCAUGUGGACACCUGGUGACCUGCGUGAACUGCGCACCCAGCCUGCAUGACUGUCCGGUGUGCCGGCAACUCAUCAAGGCCACUGUGCGAACCUUCCUGUCAUGAGGAUUGCAUCAGUUUUGCCAACCCAUUGAUCUCGUUGCAGCUAGUUUGUACUGCUACAAUACUCGGCCUAGUUCUGUAAUUUCCAAUGCCAGGGCUCCUCAUCUUAAAUAAGGUUAAUUUUCAUUUUUGUUUGUUAACGGGUCUACCUUUGUAAUAAUUUAGUCAUACUCUGUGUCAGCAGUUGGUAGGAACUUUCCCUUCUCAGUCCAGUGAUUUGUUGCGUAUUAGUAAGUCAUGAUUAUUAGAAGGAACGUUCUCCUAUCCGGGUAGUGGUUCGACCGUAGAAAUAAAGAUGGCAAGAACAGACAAAUUAAAAAAUUGUGAGACCCCAAUCUGAAGCCAGAAUGCUGUAAUUGCCCCCAUCCCUACUGACUCUAAAGAGAGGGGACAGUCAGAUCAAAUUUACAUCAUUACUUUGCACCUCAGCUGUUUUAUUAUGCACAUUAUGACAGAGCAUCAACAGCGUGCUUUAUGUAACAAGGUAUUUGAGUUUUGUGCGUUUACCUGUAAGUACCUUACAAUGGCUGAUGUUACAGAGUAGCAAUUAUUUGCCUUUGUGGUCGUACUGAGGACAUACGUCUCGGUUGCACAAUCACGAGAGCGCAUCUCUGUCUGAUAGGAUGUUGUUUACUCGUAAAUGAACAGUGUGACUCAGGCAGGACAAGUUUAGUACGCACAUGCGUUCACUGCAAAGCGCCGUUGACUGGCGGGCAUUUAACGGCACAUUGAUCGAUGCAUCUGUUGCCGCACUCCCAUAAAGUAAAGUCAUCCUAGUUCUGUUCAGUUAUUGUCAACUUAUGGCCUUGUUCCUGUAGUUGCUCGCUGAGUGAAACUUUUGUUGGUGAAAUUUGUAAUUCUGUCUCAUGACUCUUGUGGCGCACACUUUUUAUCGCCUCGCCUUCAGGAUGUGCAGAGAGCAAGGAGAUGCUGUGUACUGGUGCCACAGCUGAGCCAUAAGGACGAGAAGGAAAAUUCUUAGCUGUGGUGGUGACAGAAGGUGAUUGUAUUACUGUAACUGUGAUUUCUAUAUUUUUGUAACAAUGCUAAACUAAAAGUGUGCACGUCUCCAUGA